CAGCAAAACAUUUUCAACAGACUAAAGAUUUGACAAUGCCGAAAUUUUUCACUCGAAAUUCGACAGGAUCGAAACUUUUUUACUCAAAGUUUGACACUGUCAAAACACGCUGCCGAAAACUAUUUCUAUCGAACUACGAAAUACCCUCAGUUUAUUACCGGAGUGAAAAGAUCAAUCAAGUGUUGCAUGGCAAACACUAUCCCGAACAGAUCUUUCGUGAAAUGUUAAAGUGGCGCAAUGUCGAAACAUGCGCAACUUUUUUCAAUAAAAAAUGAAAAAACCUGUCCAUUACUUGGCGCCCCAUGAUUUCAUUUUUAUAACUUAUGCAGUUAUGAUAAAUACCUGAGACAUGACUGCACAAGUUCUAUAGAUUGUGCAAAAGAUCUGAAAAAAUCAUCGUCUGAAGAAGGGGGAGGGCAGGUGCUACUUGUCAGGCAGCUUUCAACCACAACAAAGCUAUAAAUACUAUUGAAAGUACUAUUUUCUGAAACUACGCAGUCGAUACUACAUAAAUCCAUCAGAAGUGGAAAAUCAAAAAAAUUGUCAAAAACCGCCUUCCGAAGGAAGCAAGAGACAACAACCUUAAGAAUACCUACAAAAAAUAGAAGUUCUCACUCAGCAUCAAUGUGGACCAUUCCAGCCCAUUUCGACCCGUUCUAGCAUUCCAAAAAUGUUUUUUCCCCCUUAAGUGCACUCCUCUUUGCUCUAGGUAAAAUGGUAUUUUUCAAUGAUAUGCCCGUAGUUUUGCGUUUUGCGUCAUUGCCUCUCAUUACAUGUAAUAGUGACGACGCACACAUUACACUACAGAACAUCCCCAGUAGUCGUACAGAUCUACCUCGUAGAAAAGGAAAAAAAGUGCCUUGUCACCGUUACGACUCGAACUAAAACAUAUUAAUAUGUGUAACAAAAAGCUUGUAUGUAUACUUGUAUGAAAUUGACUAGGGAUAUACAUGCCUACAAAUACUUACAAAAACAUCUUACUGGUUGGUGCUGCUGGUGACAUCGGUAAAUGCAUUCUCUCAACUCUCCUUCCUGAUCUUACUUUCAACGUGACCAUUCUUUCGCGUGCUGAUUCAAAUACAAUAUUUCCAUCCAAUGUUAAUGUGAUCAAAGUCGAUUAUUCAGAUAAAGGUGCAUUGACUAAUGCUCUUGUUGGUCAACAUGUGGUCAUUUCGACUGUUGGUGGUGAAGGCCUGUUCAAUGAUUUUGGUACAACUUUAGUUGAAGCUGCAAUCGAUGCAGGUGUCAAAUGGUUUAUUCCAUCUGAAUUUGGUGCAGAUUAUGAUGAUCCUAUUUGUACAACUGUUCCACCUUUAGCCAUCAAACUAGGUGUCGCAAAGCUGCUCAGAGAGAAUCAAUCUCGCAUCAGUCAUACCUUCAUUACGACCGGUAUGUUUCUUGAUUGGGGUUCCGAUAAUGGAUUUCUCGGUUUCGAUAUUCCCAGCCGUACGGUUACGCUCUAUGAUGAAGGGAAAGCACGUACAUCGGGCACAAUUCUUCCAAAUAUUGCCAAAGCUGUUGUCGCCGCUAUUCAUCAUCCAGAAGUAUCCUUAAACAAGCGAAUCUACAUAGCAGACGCAACAUUUACACAACAAGAAGUUUUAGCUCUCUUUGAAAAAUACACAAAUACCAAAUGGACAGUGAGACAUGUUUCGACGAAGGAUAAACAGAAAGAAGGAGCUGAAAAAUUUGCAAAAGGGAACGUUGGAGAAGCUCUUCUUGAUUAUGUAAGGUAUUUAGUGUAUAGCGGUGUAAAAGUCAAUAUGCUCGAAGGCAGAACAAGCAACAAAGACUUAGGAAUACUAACGAUAUCGUUAGAUCAAAUUGUUAAAGAAGCAGUACAACGAACAAACCCUACUCAACAAUAA
This is a messenger RNA of Didymodactylos carnosus, 1868 nucleotides long. NCBI's taxonomy places the organism in Eukaryota, Metazoa, Rotifera, Eurotatoria, Philodinida, Philodinidae. The record is from the annotation of a GenBank genome assembly.